Castor canadensis (American beaver) is the source of this 1756-nucleotide messenger RNA. NCBI's taxonomy places the organism in Eukaryota, Metazoa, Chordata, Mammalia, Rodentia, Castoridae. The record is from RefSeq and is a predicted model, not a curated record.
GAUGGUGUUUCUCUAGUCCAGACACUUCUGGGAUUGGAGAUUGUUUGCUAUUGAGGAGACUUCGGCUCGGCAGCCAGCUGGGCAGCAACAAAGUAAAAUGGACAGCGAGAGACAGACCUUCAAGCCUCCCCGCCGCCAAACAGAGAUUCAGACUCCGUUCUUAGGCCACCUCCAGCUGAGUGCCCUGGACCACGGGAGCCAAGAGAGAACCUAGAAACUGCUCCUCUCAGAUGCCUUCGCCAAAGCAGUAAGAACUUCCUGCUUGAGUCCCUGUAUCCCCUCCCCCUGAAACUCCCCAGAAGAGGAGGAAGACCCCAGGGGGAGGGGCGAGAGAGAUUCUCCUGCAGCUAUUUUCCCCUUCCCUCCCCCACCCCGCCGGGCGCGCAGGCAGGCAUGGAUAUGCAGAGCCCUGGCCAGGGCAACAAUACCACAUCUUCCCAGGAGCCCUUCGGGACAGGCGGCAACGUUACUGGCAUCUCCGACGUGACCUUCAGCUACCAAGUGAUCACCUCUCUGCUGCUGGGCACACUCAUCUUCUGCGCGGUGCUGGGCAAUGCGUGCGUGGUGGCUGCCAUCGCCCUGGAGCGCUCCCUCCAGAAUGUGGCCAACUAUCUCAUCGGUUCAUUGGCGGUCACCGACCUCAUGGUGUCAGUGCUGGUGCUGCCCAUGGCCGCUCUGUACCAGGUGCUCAACAAGUGGACUCUGGGCCAAGUCACCUGCGACCUGUUUAUUGCCCUGGAUGUGCUGUGCUGCACCUCGUCCAUCCUGCACUUGUGCGCCAUUGCACUAGACAGGUACUGGGCGAUCACUGACCCCAUCGACUACGUGAACAAGAGGACGCCCCGGCGCGCCGCCGCGCUAAUCUCGCUCACUUGGCUCAUUGGUUUCCUCAUCUCCAUCCCGCCCAUGCUGGGCUGGCGCACCCCGGAAGACCGCUCGGACCCCGACGCAUGCACCAUUAGCAAGGACCAUGGCUACACUAUCUACUCCACUUUCGGCGCUUUUUAUAUCCCGCUGCUGCUCAUGCUGGUUCUCUAUGGGCGCAUCUUCCGAGCCGCGCGCUUCCGCAUCCGCAAGACUGUCAAGAAGGUGGAGAAGAAGGCAGCGGACACCCGCCUGGGAACAUCGCCGGCCCUAGAACCCAAGAAGAGCGUAAAUGGACAGCCAGGUAGCAGAGACUGGAGGAAGAGCGUGGAAAACAGGGCAAUGGGGGCUCCGUGCUCCAAUGGCGCGGUGAGGCAGGGCGACGAUGGUGCCGCCCUAGAGGUGAUCGAGGUGCAUCGAGUGGGCAACUCCAAAGAGCACUUGUCACUGCCCAGUGAGGUGGGUGUGGCCCCCUUUGCCCCGGCUUCCUUUGAGAGGAAAAAUGAGCGCAACGCCGAGGCAAAGCGCAAGAUGGCCCUGGCUCGCGAGAGGAAGACGGUGAAGACGCUGGGCAUCAUCAUGGGCACCUUCAUCCUCUGCUGGCUGCCCUUUUUCAUCGUGGCCCUGGUCCUACCCUUCUGUGAGAGCAGCUGCCAUAUGCCCACGCUGUUGGGUGCCAUAAUCAACUGGCUGGGCUACUCCAACUCUCUGCUCAACCCUGUCAUUUACGCAUACUUCAACAAGGACUUUCAAAACGCGUUUAAGAAGAUCAUCAAGUGCAAGUUCUGCCGCCAAUGAUGAUGAGGAUGAGGAUAGAGGGCGGAUAGCCGGCGAGUAGGGGCUACAGGACCAGCCUCAUACACUGCCUCCCCUGGCCCUCUGGAAUCCACAC